GGGUCUCUUUUUUUUCUUAGAAGGGUCCCCAUCAACCAGCAAAAUUUCGCCCAAAAGUAGACAAGAGGACCGCCCUGCGCUGACCAGGUUAGUCGGCAGGAAGCGACUGAUCGCUGCAGGGGUGCUAGGAGUCGUCAUGGUCCUGGUGCUGGUGAUCCUAAUCCCGGUCUUGGUCAACUCAGCUGGAACUUCGGCGCACUAUGAGAUGCUUGGCACCUGCAGGAUGGUGUGCGAUCCAUACGGCACCAAGUCUCCGACAAGCACGGCAGCUGCAGACACCGUACGAGACAACAACCUCAUGCAGUCUUUACCUACUUUUAUACAAGGUCCGAAAGGGGAACCGGGGCGGCCGGGAAAGGUGGGACCUCGGGGUCCACCUGGUGAACCGGGACCACCUGGUCCACCAGGUCCACCCGGAGAAAAGGGAGAUCCGGGGCGCCCCGGAAUACCUGGGCCACCAGGACCGAAUGUCGCGGCGGGGGCGAUCAGCGCAGCGACUUACAGUACUGUUCCAAAAAUCGCCUUUUACGCAGGCCUUAAGAAGCAACACGAGGGCUAUGAGGUGUUAAAAUUCGACGACGUGGUCACGAACCUGGGCAACCAUUACGAUCCAACAACUGGAAAAUUCACCUGUUCUAUUCCGGGAAUAUAUUUCUUCACCUAUCAUGUACUGAUGCGCGGCGGGGAUGGCACCAGCAUGUGGGCAGACCUUUGUAAGAACACACAGGUGCGAGCCAGUGCCAUCGCUCAAGAUGCUGAUCAGAACUAUGACUACGCCAGCAACAGUGCCGUCCUUCACUUGGAGCCGGGGGAUGAGGUCUACGUUAAACUGGAUGGCGGCAAGGCCCAUGGAGGCAACAAUAAUAAAUACAGCACCUUCUCCGGUUUCAUCAUCUACGCUGAUUAAGAGACGUGUCACAUGCUUCAGCCCCCCAUGGACCUCUAUCUCCCCCUCCCCUCCUCUCUUUCAGUUUCCCCCUCUUUCUGUCUUUCUCUCCCUUGGCCUAUAGCCCCACUACCACCCCUUCCACUAUGCAGUGGAGUUAGUGAGCAGGGGUGGGUGGGGCAGAGCAUCCUCAGGCGGACAGAAAAGCUAUGAGAGUUGAGGGCGGGACAGAAGCAUUCUACUCGAGGGGCUCAUAGUCGCACUGUUUAUAUUGGGGAGAACAUAUCUACCGGCAGAAAUGUCAAAACAAGUGUUUGCAAGUCAAGCAGAUAUUGUUGGCCGUCAGUCACCAAAACAAGUCAAUGGUGAGUGAACAGGCCUCUCUGAUCCUGUAGAUGAAUUGACAAAAAAAUGAACCAGAAUUACCAUUUUUUUUAAUCAUAUAUGAGUCUAAAAUUAAUAUGUGCAAUAAUGUUGACAGUGAAGGCAACCAUAACUUGAAUAUACCCAUUAUUUGUCAUAACAGGAUAUGAUGUUUUCACACCUGGCAACUCUGACAUCGUUCUGAGGAGUUUGAGGAGACUCCUAUGUAACCUUUCAAACAUUAAAUAUUAGUGAACCUCAACAAUAGGCUGCUCAUUAUAGAUGAGGUUACUAUUGAUUCUGUCCUUUUUCUCCUUUUAUUUUUUAUUGAAAAUAUUUUAAACCAACAUUUUGAAAGCUACGAAGAGGAAUUUGUUCAACACAAUUGGAACACUAAUGAAAUAGCUACUAAUACAUGCUGUUAAUACAUCUGUAUUAUGAAUAUGUGCCAUUGGGAUGGGCCCCUAAAAGAGAAUAAUUAUAGUAUUGUAUACUUGGGAAAAACAAAUCAACACAGUACAUCACAAUCAGAUGUGUCUGUGUUGCCAGGUGUUAAAGCACAACCAUCAUUUUCCCUGUUUUACCUGCAGUAGACCUACAGUAUCUAGUUCAGAAUGUACUGAAAGUUCCAAUCCCCUUUUUGGGGUAAAGACCAAGUCCUCGUGCCCCCUUUGCCACCAACAUAUCUACGCUAUACAAUGGGAAAAAACAGUUCAAGUGAUCUUGAAAGCCCUAUGCAGAAACUGAGUGCUUGGAUAUGUAAAUGUGUAUGUAUCUUACUGAGAGUUGAAGAAUUACAGUGACUGUUGAUAUUGCUACUUAUUUUAUAUGUAAAUAGUGUAGUGAUUAUUUUUCUCUCCCCUUCAAUGUACAAAUGUUCAAAGAGCACAGUGCUACAGCAAUGUAUGUAGAGUAUAUUACGCUAUAAUAA
Molecule: messenger RNA, 2180 nt
Organism: Alosa sapidissima (American shad)
Lineage: Eukaryota; Metazoa; Chordata; Actinopteri; Clupeiformes; Clupeidae
Gene: c1ql3a
Product: complement component 1, q subcomponent-like 3a
Exons: 2
Coding region: 137-907 (256 amino acids)
Molecular function (GO): protein binding
Source: RefSeq, a predicted model, not a curated record